This is a messenger RNA of Cornus florida, 1038 nucleotides long. RefSeq lists its product as uncharacterized. NCBI's taxonomy places the organism in Eukaryota, Viridiplantae, Streptophyta, Magnoliopsida, Cornales, Cornaceae. The coding region runs from base 1 to 1038 and encodes 345 amino acids. The transcript has a single exon. The record is from RefSeq and is a predicted model, not a curated record.
AUGAGGGAGGAAGCACCAACGUAUGAACAUUGGGUUGCGUCACCAUGGCGGAGUGAAUUUGCGGAGGAUAGGUCGUUCGAUCCGCCAUACCGACCUUUAUUAGCGACUGUUGAUUACAAUAGCUCGGAAAGGAGAUCUGCCGAUCGAGGAUUUUUGUCACGAUUUUCAACAGAAAACGAAGCAUUGCGUUCCUCAGCAAGGACAGUCGCAUCGCCGUUCACUGAUGAAAUUCUGAACGCGCCGAAUCCGAAGAAGUUUUCCAUGUCGAUCUUCAUUCUGUUUGACGAAACAACUGAUCCGGUCGAUCACAUAUACCAUAUUCAGUUAAAAAUGGCUUUGAAUACUAAUAAUGAUCCUUUGAUGUGCAAGUGUUUUCCUACGAGCCCGGCUGGACCAGCUCUCAAUUGGUUCAAGAAUCUGGCUCAAGGCUCAAUCGCCAGUUUCCAGGACUUAUGCGAUAAGUUCAUAAGCCAGUAUUACGGGAAUAAGCGUCCGGCUAAGGAUGUAUCGAGCCUUUUUACAAUGAAGCAGCAUGAGGAUGAACGGCUCCAAGCUUUUCUCACCCGGUUCAACCUCGAUAAGAGCAUGGUAAUGGAGUGCCACCCGUCCAUAGCAGUCCAAGCAUUUAAACUUGCAAUGAACCGGGGGACGCCGUUUCACACCAGCUUGGUGGUUAAUACGCCAAAGACAAUAGACGAGCUGAACGAGAGAGCUGACGGUUUUGUUCGCCUUGAGGAGGAAGAAGCAGCUAAUUCAAGGAAGACGUCAAUUAUUUCGACGGAGGAGAAGUUCAAAGCCAAGAUCCGGCAAAAACAAGCUCAACCGCAACGUCACCCCUCAUGGAAGGCGGAGAAGAGGCCCAGGGAGGAGGAAUCAGUCACUCCACUCAGAGUCACUUUAGCAAGGCUAUACCAGGAGAACAAAGAUAAGUUUCGUCCUCCUCUGCCAAUCAGGCAACCUCUUGAACAGAGAGAUCAGACUAAACAUUCUACUUUCCAUAGUAUUUUGGGCAUCAGACUAACGAAUGCAGGAACCUAA